UGACUAUUUCAUAUUAAUCCUCUCUAAAUAUCAAAGUUCCCAUCAAUCUUUAAUUCAUUUUGAGCAUCUCCACCAAUUAAUUAAAACAAAUGCUUGGAAUAAAAUAAAAACCCAGGAGCCAUAGAUUCUUGAAGUUAUGUAAUCCUGUCUUGAUUCCAAACAUUAUUUGGCUGUCAAUCUUGAAAAGAAGUAUACUUGUGAGAGUGAUAUUGGCAUUUUGCUUCCACUUACGUCUUUUCUUGUCUAAUCCAACUCAUUCUUUUUUUCUUUUUUCUUAUUUUGCUCUCUUCAAUUUUGUUUAUAUUCUUUUGUGAAUGUAUUUUCUUGGGUUAACGCCAAAUGGUUGCCAAUAAAUAUAACUUUUCACGUGCGGUUGUGGAACGGCAUGGAUGAUGCUCAGGAUUGACUACUCACAGUCAGCACUAUUUUGGGUCCUAUAUUUGGUGUUUUGCCAUAAAAAGGGUGAAGUUCAGCAAAAUUAAAUAUACUUGAAAACAUGUUUCGUAAAGAAGCUGGUUUGCAUAUUCAUGAAACCGUCUCCGAUCACGGAUAUGUCGAAACCGAUCCUACAGGCCGGUAUGGAAGGUUUGGCGACGUUUUAGGCAAAGGAGCAAUGAAAACAGUGUACAAGGCGAUCGAUGAAUUGCUGGGAAUGGAAGUGGCAUGGAACCAAAUCAAACUCAACCAAGUUCUUGGUUCUCCGGACGACUUGCAGAGGUUAUAUUCCGAGGUUCACCUUCUCAGCACGCUCAACCAUGACUCUCUCAUCCAAUUCUAUACUUCUUGGAUUGAUAUUCAUCGAAAGACCUUCAAUUUCAUCACCGAAAUGUUCACUUCAGGAACUCUCAGAGAAUACCGAAAUAAAUACAAGCGAAUAGACAUCGGAGCAAUUAAGAAUUGGGCAAGACAAAUCUUAAAAGGGCUUGUGUAUCUACAUUGCCAUGAUCCUCCAGUAAUUCACAGAGAUCUGAAAUGUGACAAUAUCUUUGUAAAUGGCCACUUGGGACAGGUCAAGAUUGGUGAUCUUGGCCUUGCAGCAAUCCUCCGAGGUUCACAGUCAGCACACAGUGUCAUAGGUACGCCAGAGUUCAUGGCACCCGAGUUGUACGAAGAGGAUUACAAUGAGCUUGUUGAUGUAUAUGCAUUUGGAAUGUGUGUUUUAGAGAUGCUCACAUCUGAAUAUCCUUAUAGCGAAUGCGGUAACCCAGCACAAAUUUACAAGAAAGUAACUCUGGGGAAGCUGCCUGCAGCAUUCUAUAGAAUUCAGGACUUAGAAGCACAAAAAUUCAUCGGAAAAUGCUUAGUAUCUGCGUCGAAGCGAUUAUCAGCUCAAGAGCUAUUGCUCGAUCCAUUUCUUGCGCCUGAAGAAACCGAAGCAUCGACAGUUAAAAAGUUGAGAAAUCAGAAGCCGCUCUUCAAUGGCAAAGAAUUGCAGAAGUUGCAUUUGAAUGAUACUCUCCUAAGGACAAAAAUGACAAUAACCGGAAAGCUCAAUCCUGAAGAUGAUACCAUCUUUCUAAAAGUACAAAUUGCGAAUAAAAAUGGUUCUGCAAGGAACAUUUAUUUUCCAUUUGAUAUAUUAAAUGAUACAUCAAUGGAUGUUGCAUUGGAAAUGGUAAAGGAACUAGACAUAGAUGAUUGGGAACCAUUUGAAAUUGCUGAAAUGAUUCACGCAGAGAUUUCAUCUCUGGUGCCAAACUGGAAAAAAUGGGAUUUGCCUCAUAUUCAUACAUUCAACUACAACGACGACGAUGGCCCUAAUCAUCCUUCAUCGUCUUGCUCAUCCUCUCAAUCAUCCUUUUCAGGAUUAAUGGCACAAUUUCACCAAGAUGAUUUGAUUGAUGAUACAAGCUCUCAAAGCUCUUCACACUCAGGAUCAUACUCCAACUUGCAUUACAUUUCUGGCGAUGAUCACAACAAUCACAGCUUCGAUACAAGCCCGACAAGGAGAGCAGAUCAUAAACAUCCCCUUACGAGGACUCAGAACUCGACAAGAUUUUGUCCUCAGGACAAUUCGAAUUCUUACAUCGGACAAGAAAUCGCCAAAGAUGCUUACAAAAACUGCAAGGUUUUGCUGGAGUCAAACUCUGGAACUUCUAGCUCUAAACACAAACAGGCGACAGAUAGCCGUAGACUUACUAGGAACCGAUCGCUAGUAGAUAUUCGGAGCCAGCUACUUCACCGAUCAUUGGUCGAACAAGUGCAUAAGAGAAGGUUGUUCAAGACAGCAGGAGCAGUUGAAGAUGUUGGUUUUCAGGCACCAGUACUUGAUGAUUCUAACAAGGGAUCGCGCCGAGGUUCCAGCAGAAAAAAUAGAAGUGAAUAUGUAUAAUAAGUGCUAUAUAUCCAUUGUGAAUAUGUAUUGCAUAACAGAUAGAGUAUUGGUAUUGCAAAACAAUUAGAAGAACUUGGAAUAAUGUCAAGUUUGGAGUUAUCAGUUUUUGGACAGGAAAAGUAAUGUGCAAAUUGAUAUUGGUUUGACGUUUUAGAUAA
Molecule: messenger RNA, 2493 nt
Organism: Mercurialis annua (annual mercury)
Lineage: Eukaryota; Viridiplantae; Streptophyta; Magnoliopsida; Malpighiales; Euphorbiaceae
Product: probable serine/threonine-protein kinase WNK4
Exons: 7
Coding region: 497-2332 (611 amino acids)
Biological process (GO): protein phosphorylation; intracellular signal transduction
Cellular component (GO): cytoplasm
Molecular function (GO): ATP binding; protein serine/threonine kinase activity
Source: RefSeq, a predicted model, not a curated record